Cherax quadricarinatus is the source of this 1412-nucleotide messenger RNA. Lineage: Eukaryota; Metazoa; Arthropoda; Malacostraca; Decapoda; Parastacidae. The record is from RefSeq and is a predicted model, not a curated record.
AUGGAUUUCACGAAGGAAUUUGACAAAUGUAAUCAUGAAGUGACAAUUUUGGGACAUUGGGAAAUAACCCCUUUUGGGAAGAUGCUAGUACUGGAUGGGGCUAUCCCGUUUACUGAGAGGGAUGAGGCUUUUUUUUAAACCCAAAAAAAUGUUAAAAAUUUCCCGCCCAUCAACUCUCAUCCUAGACCUAAGAAGGUGCUCAUUGUUGGUGGAGGGGAUGGAGGAGUAGCCCGGGAGUUGGCCAAACACCCACUGGUAGAGGAGAUCGUCCAGUGUGAGAUUGAUGCUGAUGUGAUAGAAGCAUGCAAGACUUUCGUGCCAUCUCUGGGCUGUGGAUUCUCUAACCCUAAACUGGUGUUGCAUACUGGAGAUGGUGCAGAGUUCCUGGAGAAGACAGAAGAGAAGUUUGAUGUGAUAAUCACAGAUGCAUCAGAUCCUGUGGUCGGUGUUGAUGAAGAGAAUACUAAAGAUGGUCCUGCAGCCUCCCUCUUCAAUGAGGAUUAUUACUCACGGAUGAAGCACAAGUUAGCUGAUGGAGGAAUCCUCUGCUGCCAGGGGGAGAGCAUGUGGCUUCAUGCCAAGUUGAUUAGCCGCUUAGUCAAAAAUUGCCGCAAAAUCUUCCCUGUAGUGGAAUAUGCUUAUACAUGCACACCAACUUAUCCUUCAGGGCAGAUUGGCUUCAUUCUCUGCAGUAAAAAUCUUGCUACUAACUUUAGAGAGCCAGUGACUGUAUGGGAUGAUGAGAAGGCAAACGAGCUCUCACUUAAGUACUAUAAUGCUGAACUUCACCGAGCCUCAUUUGUGAUGCCCACUUUUAUGAAGAACACACUCAGAGAAGUCAGCUAGGAUAAGAUGAUCAAAAAACAUGGUAUCACUUUUUUAAUACUCGGGUGAUUCUUUAUACUUUUAAUGGUUUAACUCUUUAUGUGACUAAUAGUAUGGCAUGAGCAUCAUUGUUUACAUAAAUUUAUCUUUAGAACAUUUUACAGUCAAGUGGUUUAUGCAUAUAUCUAUAUAUUUAAAUGACUUAGUCUGCAUAUUAUUUAUGAGUGGUAUAGAAUUCAGAUGACAAAGUGCACACUGCUUGAUAAAGUUCUGUGAAUGUAGAUCUGUCCAAUUCUUGAACUUUAGUAUUAAAGCUCGAAUGUAUCUAUCUUGCUACGUACUUGGAUUAGAUUCCCAAUUAUUUGGGUGGAAUAAUGCAAUUCAAGUUAAACUAGACCAAUUUUUCAUUCAUUUGUCUUAAAGUAUGAAAUAAAUUUUCAAUAAUUUUAGUCGAAAGUUAAGACACAUGUGCAACAUCUGGAUAUCUUUAUUGUAGACGUUUCAUCAUCCAGUGGCUUUAUCAAUACAGAUUCUAGGACAUAAUUAGAAGACAGAACUGUAUACAAAAGAUGAGGUUCUUAGAGUUA